AUGAAGAAACGGCUGAGUGGCGACGGGGAGAGCAAGAAGGCUAGCCGUGAAGCCAAGGAGCGAUCGAGUGAAUCCGGUCAACAAGAUGCCUCCUCGAGUAGUGAGCGACGGAAAGAGGUGGCUCCAAAGUCUCCGCCAUCGGCGUCUGUUGCUCGAAAGCCCACAAUCACCGAAGAGACAUCCACCGAUGACACUGCCGCUGCUGCCCCCGCGUCCAAGAGCCCCCCUACUAGUAAAGUAAGAUCCACUUCUCCCAAGACGAUUAGGCCGCUGGCUGCGAAGACUGCUGCGAAAAUCAAGACAACCGCUACCAAGAAAGAGAAGCCAGGGGCCAAGAAAGCCGCCGACAACAAGUCAAACAACGCAGGCAAGAAGAAGGAAUCCAAAGAAAAGAGCAAUAGUAACAACAACAGCAAGAAAGACAACAAUAAUACCAAUUCCAACUCAUCGGAUGACCCCAACAAGAAGGAUGACAAGAUCGUCAAGAAGAAAGGAGACGACACACCUGAUGCUAUCAAAACAUACAGCGAUGUACCGACUCUCGAGACGACAAAGCUUCCCCGCGGUGGUGUCAGUGUCGAUACGAAAGCUGUGGGCCGUGUACAGUUUGGUAUCCCUCCCGAGACUAUCAAAGACAGCAUGAGAUUAGGAUUGCCUGUGCCACAGGUAUACAUUGUUCCUGUAGAACGAUUUUGCAGAGAGAUGGGACCUGCUCUGGGGGUCAAUCUGGCAGAGUUUGAGUUCCCUGCCUACUUCAACUUCUUUGUCUACAAAAAGAGAUGCACGCUAGUGGUGGACUCGGCAGACGCCGAACAAAACAUCCGUCGUGUCUUUAGCGAAACCUUACUCGGUCCUGCACAGUUCCGGAAAGAGGAAGAUCCCAUCCCACACGAGUCGGAAGAUUUCGCACUAGACUUUGACAAAGAUGCCAUUCCAAACUUCCAAAAAGAGUUGAAGCACUUCCGAAUAAUGCCGGACGGAAAAGAGCUUGUUCUGGAAACACUGCUCAAUUUCCGACACUUUCAUAUGCCCGUCGAGAAUGUGGGUCACGAGAACCUUGGUGUGAUCAGACCAUCCGAAGACGACGAUGAAGAGGGCGAAGCUUGCACGGACGAUGAAGAAGACGACGACGAUGAGCCAGAGGCAACAGAGGAGGUUCCCCAUAAUGCAAAAGAGGUCGAGCAAAAGCGUGAGAAGACGCCCUUCAACUACAACCAAGCAAGAUGGAUGGGCGAUGUAGCGACUGUCUGGCCACCCACAGCCACGGAGGAGCAGAUCGCCGCAAGAAACGUCCCUAGGGUUGAGGUCUUCAAAAUGCCGGGUGGAACCGAGUACAUUGUUCAUGACAUUGACGAGAACAACUUCAUCAUCGGAAAAGCUCGGUUCUCGGGUCACGUAAAGGUUUCGGAACAAAUGAGCGUGGAAGGAUUCGGCGGCACAUCUAUUCUCGACAACGUCCACGAAGAGGAAAACGGAAUUGACGACGACAUCGAUUCGGAUGAUUCUGACGCCCCCACCAGAAAGCGAGAGCUUCCACGCACCUUUCAUCCGCCAUCAUUUGGUGUUACCGUUCUCGGAAAUUCCCACGGUUUCGAUAAGAGUGGGUCUGUGUCUGGUUAUGUUUUGUGGAUCAAUGGUCGUGGUGUGAUGAUCGAUCCUCCACCCUAUUCGUCAGCGACUCUCGAAAGAGAAGGUAUCCGGCCACGAAUGAUUGUCGGCAUCAUUAUUACUCACUGUCACGCUGAUCACGAUGCCGGUGCCUUCCAGAAAGUGCUGACUGGGUCUCCUGUUGUCGUCAUCACAACUCCGACGAUCUACAAGAGUUUCAUUCGGAAGUAUGCUGCGCUGUCAGCUUUGAGCCCCGCUCUGCUUCGACACAGCCACCGAUACAAGCCAGCCAUCAUCGGACAACCACUGCGGUUCCAAGGAGCCACCUUUCAUUUCACCUAUACGCUACACACAAUUCCAUGUGUGGGUUUCCGAGUAGAAUGGCGGGGGAGAUCAAUGGUUUUUACUGGAGAUCAUUUCAACAGUCCACCAGCAAUAGACAAACUAGAAGAGACGGGUGUGUUAUCCCACGCCAGAGCUAAUGACCUCAGACAGCUUCCACUCCAGGAAACUGAUCUACUGCUACAUGAGGCAGGAGCACCUCCUAUCCACACACCCCUGGAAGUUUUGAUGAAGUUGCCGUCCCGUGUAAAGAGGAGGCUGUACGUCGUACACACCUCUGCUCUUCCUGAGGACUGUGAACUACGCGUUGCGCCUACCGGAACUGCGGGAACGAUUCGCUUGGAUCAGCUGCAGAAAUCCAGAAAUCGACUAGCUGACAGAGGCAUGAGUCACAGGAACUGGGGAAAUCUGGAAACUUCGUCCGUCAACAUGGAGGAAGACCAAGACUUGCCUUCAGCCUGGAAUGGUGCCAACAGUGAGUACGAUUCUUCCAGUGUUAAUAGCUUUGAAGAAAACCAUGCGCUGGUUCAAGCGUCAGCUCCAGACUUCGCGACUUCGUUCUCCAAUCUAUCCGCGGCACAAACGAGUACCGGAAAGAAAUCCAGAGCCAACUCUAUGUUUGCAAGUGACAGUAUGGCGCACAUCCCUCUUGUUUCCUUGCGACCGGCGUCGAGCACGGAUGCCUGGUUCAUCUUGAACUUGUUGAGUGCGGUGCCCUUUUUGUCAAGUCUGUCAUAUGCGUCGACCAUGGAGGUGCUCGAGACUUGUAGGGUGGACGCGUACUGCGUAAACGAUGUUGUUGUCCCCACUACCAGAAGAAGGCAACUGCUGUGUGUAGUUUGGGAGGGAACUUGCGCCGAACGACCGAGGCAUACGACGACAAGCCAAGCCAGAGGAUCUUCCGUCCUGCCGCCUAUCGGAGAAUCGGACGUUAACGAUGGUCUAGUAGGUGCUGUUUGGUAUGCGGGGGAUUGGACAGGACCAAUUGCACUCCAGCCAGAAAGAAGGCUCAGCGGCGAGAGCGAUCUUAGCCCAACACACGACGUCGUUGCAAUCUCAGCCGAAGGUGUCAAGGUAAUUACGAUUGAGAUCAGCCACCUGCAUCCCAUUCUGAAGAGCGGGUCACCGCUGUACAGGAAAUACCUUGACCGACGAACGCAACAAGAACGGGCGCAGAGCCUUGAAAUGACGGAAGGCGAUCACAUGAGUGCUACCGAACAAUUGCUAGGGGAAGCGCUGCGCAAUCUAAACAUUUUGGAGCUUUUGAAUUGCAAUUCUGCUCUGAGGAAACUCAGCGCUGUGCAAAAGAGACACCUCGAAAGUCUUGCGGAGGGACCAGUCAGCUUUCUCCCAGGCGAGCGCAUAUGGCGAUCAGGGGCUCCGGUGGAUAAGGCUUUUAUCAUAGUGUCGGGCACAGCCUCGUUCGUCCCAAGGCGGCGAAACGCUGGAUCUGCCAAUGUCCCAAAUACGAGUCAUUCCAAGUAUCGGCCAGAGGAAUCCAAAGCGAAUUGCAGCAUUGGAGAAGAAAUGCGACAAGAUGCUUUGAAGGCCAUCGAAGAGCUGGGUACCAACAACACAAGUGACAAGCACGACGAAGAAUCAACUGACUGCACAGAAGACAGCCGUAAGUAUGAUAAUGUACUGCAGUUUGAUUCCAUUUUCAGUCAAGGUCGUGGCGGAGAUUCCGUGUCAUCGCACGCCGAGGGCGACGACUUUGGGAAGCUCAGUCGGGAUCUACAAAAACAGGCAGAAAAUAUGAUCAGAGGCCACGGCGCAUCAUCCAAUUCCAUUGAUUCAUCUGUGGAUACCGGUGCCUCUGAACAAUUCGAGGUUGAAAGUGGCGGCGAGGACGCGUACGGGUACAAUGAUGACGGCGAACAAAGGGGCCGACGAACACACCUCGUCAGACGGCGAUCGUCGAAGGCACGAUUUGCCAACAAGGUCUUGGGUCGGUUAUAUAGCCGCAGAGCAUUUACUCACGGUCUCAUCUUCAGUCGGGGUCACUUCCUCGGAGAUGUGUCGAAAAUGGUCGCGGGCGUCCUGUCUUCAGACGUAUCGUCUGAAUUGGGCGACGAUUCCAGUCCAUCGUAUGGAUUUGGUGAAAUGUCUGAAAGUGGCGAGCACGGAAGACGGACUUCACAAACGAAGGAAAUAUCACUGAGUGUGGCGGAGAUGGUAAUUCACGAAUCAGGCAACCACAACAUCAUGCACAGCUCCACUUUGACAGCCGGCAAAGACGGCUGUGUCGUUUUGGUGUUCCCGAAAGCAAGUUUUGGGCCAUUCUUGGACGAGUAUCCUGGCUUGUUACUCAGUUUGCUGGGGACACAAGUUGUUGUGUAG
Molecule: messenger RNA, 4290 nt
Organism: Seminavis robusta
Lineage: Eukaryota; Bacillariophyta; Bacillariophyceae; Naviculales; Naviculaceae
Source: the annotation of a GenBank genome assembly